Molecule: messenger RNA, 1599 nt
Organism: Falco peregrinus (peregrine falcon)
Lineage: Eukaryota; Metazoa; Chordata; Aves; Falconiformes; Falconidae
Gene: IFITM10
Product: interferon induced transmembrane protein 10
Exons: 3
Coding region: 240-830 (196 amino acids)
Cellular component (GO): plasma membrane
Source: RefSeq, a predicted model, not a curated record
CUGAGACACGGAGGAGCUCUCCUGCGCGGGGCAUGUUCGGGGGGGGAGGGAGGGGGCUGCAGGUUGACCUUCCCAUCCCCGAAGUCCCCCCUUGCCCCCCCCAGCCCAUGGGUGCCCCCCCCCCCUCCUCCCGCGCCGAGGACGCCGAGCCGGAGGCAGCGCUGAGCCGGAUGCGCAGCGGCUCCCCGCAGCCCUCCGCGCGAGCCGGCCGCUCCUCCUGAUGCCUUCGCGGGAGCCGGAUGGACGGACGGACGGGCAGCCAGAGGGCAGAGCGCGGUGACGCCGCGGCAGCCACCACGGAGAGGACACAGGACCCCCCCCUGGGCCCACCGUGCCCCUUCGAGGGGGUGGCCUGGAGCCCGAGACCCCCCCAGGGCCCCCCCCAGGGCUGCUUUGCCUGCAUCGCCAAGCCCCCCGCUCUCCGGCAAGCUUCGCCCAUCCUGUCCCCUUCUUCUGCCGUUUAUCUCAUGGAGAGCAAGAGCUGCAAAGGGGACAGUCUGCGGCCGGCAGUCCCGUGCAAGCACUCGGUGGAGAAGAAGACAAUGACCAACCCCACCACCGUCAUCGAAAUCUACCCCGACACCACCGAGGUGAACGACUACUAUCUCUGGUCCAUCUUCAACUUUGUAUACCUCAACUUCUGCUGCCUCGGCUUCAUCGCCUUGGCCUAUUCAUUGAAAGUCCGGGAUAAGAAACUCCUCAAUGACUUAAAUGGGGCAGUCGAAGAUGCCAAGACAGCCCGGCUUUUUAACAUCACCAGCUCAGCCCUUGCCACAUUCUGUAUCAUCCUUAUCUUCAUCUUCCUGCGAUACCCCCUCACUGACUACUAGAGUGAGGCCAACAGCAGUGGCCACCGCCAAAAUGCCUCUAUGCCAGAAGUGUCUGCGGUUGUUUCUUGUAGCAAGGACGCAAAAAAAAAAACCCACCAAACAAACAAGAUCCAAAAAACAAACACUCCAUCUUGAUUGCAAAAAAAAAAAAAAGUACAUAAAUAAAAAUUAAAUGAGUUUUAUCAGCCCAGCUGAGCAUACCCUGCCUGCCCCCAAACAGUACGUGAACUGCUGUAGGAAAGGGUCUUACUCGUACACAUGUACAGGGAGAAAAAUAGACUAAGAAAUAUUUAUUUUAUGGCCAACAAGGCGUGUGACAAGAGUGUGCAAAGCACAGAGCGAGGCGCAGCUAGCGGCCGGCAGCUGAGCUCUGCCUGGAGGAGCGGUGGGGUCCUGCUGAGCGGCAGGCACAUGCGGUGAUGGAUGGGGACCACUGGGGACCACGGCAGGGCUGGCUCACAACAUAUCAGGUGUGUUCAGACCGUCCCACUGCCCCCCAGUGCUGAGGGGGUUUCUUUUCCUCUUUUGGAUUUCAUCCCCUGGUUCAAACAACUCCCAACCCCCGGGGAGCUGAGGGUGUUAGGAUGUUCAUGCUAGGAAGCCCCAAAGCCUCCAGAGACACCCCAAAGCGUAAAGGGCAGGUUUCUCCUCGGGAUCUCCCGGCAGAGUGGAGAAGGAAGGCACCUUCUGGAGAACUCGCCUAAGUCCCCUAAACUGAGUGCUACUGUAUUUCUGUAAAUGGUCAAUAAAAGAUACCUCUGAUAUCAGA